Messenger RNA from Salmo salar (Atlantic salmon), 4768 nucleotides. Its product is annotated as ankyrin repeat and SOCS box protein 2. Gene Ontology annotation, biological process: intracellular signal transduction. Gene Ontology annotation, molecular function: protein kinase regulator activity; PDZ domain binding. The record is from RefSeq and is a predicted model, not a curated record. NCBI's taxonomy places the organism in Eukaryota, Metazoa, Chordata, Actinopteri, Salmoniformes, Salmonidae.
UCUACAACAACCUGUCAGAUGACGAGCUGAUUCUGCUGGCUAUCGAACGCAGCCUCAGUGAUGCCCACAAUGCCACUUCACCGGGUGAAGCCAGCAAUACCCCAACAGCUCUAGGCAGAAGAACAGUCCAAUAUAGGACAAAUCCAUCCCCAACCAGGCCAAACCCACCAAGGCAGGAACCAAGACAUAGGCCGCCUACUGCCAACCCAACUGACGUGCAAUGGAAAGCGCAUGCUGGCAUAGCACAGAGGUGACGGCUCCAUUCAGUACGUGCCCGGGGACAGAGGAGAUACAAACCUGCUGGGAAUGAUCUGCUUGAAGGGAAAUUCCACCACUUUCACUUUUCAAGAUAAGAAAAUGGCAAAUACAACUGAAUAAUACUGCACAACAAUGAUUUUCUAAAUCUGCAUCAAGUUUCUAGCCAUGGGAGGGGAGGGGAACCUUUUCCUGCUCACCGUGUCAUCACCAUUCUAGUAGUGUUUAGAAAUCACUGCUUUUAAAAAUGUUUUCAUCAAAUUGCACUUUUUUAUCUUGUCUUUUAACCACAACGCCAUUUUCACAAAUGUAGACAGUGCUAUUGUGCUCGAGAUAAAGUGGUGGAAUUCCCCUUUUAAGGUAACCAAUGUUUUUUCCAACACCAUAAACCCUAACUAAGGAUGAGUGUAUUUUGUUUUAAUCCACUAUCCAUAACUCAAAGUUACCUAAUUCAAAAAAUUAUCACUGUCAGAGUUACUGAGUUUCAGAAUGAUCUGGAUUUCCGCUUAAUGUCUUGUAUUGUACAUGUGGGCUAGAGGAAAAAAAGCAAGUGGAUGAUGAUGGGUAUGUUUGCCUAUUAGGGAACAGGACGCUAUUGUGCAAGCCAUCCUGAAUGGUGAUGUCACUACGGUUCAAGCUAUGGCUAAAAACACUGAGAAUAACAUACUGUGGCCUGACAAGUAUGGAUGGAUCCCGCUGCACGAGGCUGCAUAUUAUGGCCAAGAUCAGUGUGUCAGGGUUCUUCUUGGGGCUCAACCUAGUAUGAUUAACAAGUGUGACCUGAAAGGCCAGACUGCUCUCAUCUUGGCGGUGUACAGGGAAAAGGUGGCCUGUGUAGAGAUGCUUCUGGAGAAGGGGGCUGACCCAGACCUCGCCAACAAGGACCGAGAGACCCCACUCUACAAAGCUUGUGAAAGUGGUAAUGCUGAGAUUGUGGUCAUGCUUCUGAAUCACGGUGCUGUAGUGAACAAACACUGCAUUCAGGGCUGUACAGCUCUCCAGGAGGCUGUGAGCCGCAACAACGUGGAGAUCUGUGAGAUCUUGGUCCAGGCCGGGGCGAAGCUCAGCCCAACCAACAUGUACGGUAUCGCGCCCCUGUUUACUGCAGCCCAGAGUGGACACAAGGAAACACUUCGAUUUCUCAUUAAACACGGUGCUGAUAUCAACAGUGAGGCAAGUGAUGGGGCCACCGCUCUGUAUGAAGCAGCUAAGAACGGCCAUAAGGACAUUGUGGAGCUUCUUCUUUCUCAGGAUGCUGAUGCCAACAAAGCGGGCAAUAAAGGACUUCUGCCACUACAUAUUGCUGCCCAACGAGGAGCUGAUGGUAUUGUGUCAUUGCUGAUCAAAGUCACCAGCAAGUACAGAGUGAAUCGCAGUGGAGUCAGUCCCCUCCACCUGGCCGCAGAGUGCAACAGGGACGCAGUUGUGGAGGUCCUGAUUGAGGCCGGCUACGACGUCAACGCCAUGCUGUCAGAUGACCGCUCCAUGAUGUACGAGGACCAUCGUAGCACGACUCUCUACUUCGCCGUCGCCAACGGCAACGUGGAGGCAACCACCAUGCUUCUAGAAGCCGGCGCCAUCCCAAACCUGGACACCUUCAACCCGCUACUGGUAGCAUUGAGGCAGGGUAGUAUUGAAUUGGUCACUUUGCUGGUGGAGCACGGUGCCAAUGUCAACGCCUACGUACCCACUCACCCCACCUCAUUCCCGGCCACCCUCAUAUUCGGUAUGAAGUACCUGUCUAUGCUGAAGUAUCUGAUGGACAAUGGCUGCGACGCCCUUUCCUGUUUUAGUUGCACUUAUGGCAGUGGUCCACACCCACCACAUCAGGAGACCUCUGAGAGGGAUGACUUGCGCUACAAUACCAAUACAUGCAGAAGUACUGGGGAACCUGUUCAGUUCUGUGAGAUAAUCUCUACUCGCUGGGCAGGACCCAUCAUAGAUGUACUCCUGAAUUACGUUGGCCAUGUGAAACUCUGCUCCAGACUUACUGAGCACCUAGAUAGCUUGGAGGACUGGGAAGUCAUCAAAGAGAAAGCAACGCAAUCACGUCCACUGAUGCAGCUGUGCAGGCUGAAGAUUCGCCAGCAGGUUGGAAUCCACAGACUGAGGUGCAUAAAAAAAUUGCCCCUCCCACCACGACUAAUCAAGUACCUCAACCACGAUGAGCGCAACCAAGAAAAUGUUUUGUGAAUAAUAGUCUAUGACAUUAUAGUCAAAGUAAGAGAUGAUGAGGGACUACAGCACAAAAUCUCUUGACAUAAUCAGUGCUUUUGGUGUGAAUCUUUUUACUCAUAUUUGAGCAGUAAUAUAGAGCAGUGCUUACCAACAUGGGGUACUGCAGGUGGUCCUCAAUUUAUUAUUAUAUUAUUAUUAUUCAUUUAUAUUUUUCUUCCAAACAUAAUACCAUAGGGGUAUUAUAAGCAAUUGUACAUUACUUUUUACAAUGCAAAUUGUGUUGCCCCUUAAAUUACAGAUUUGGACACCGAUAAACACCUAAAUUGGAACAGUAACAUGCUAUACAUUACAUUUCAUUACUUUACUUCUAAUGGUUUGGGACACCUGGGACAUCAAGUGACAAAAACCUCCAGGGGACCAAAAACAUCCUUGGGGACAACAGGAGGCUGCUGAGGGGGGAACGGCUCAUAAUAAUGGCUGGAACGGUGCAAAUGGAAUGGCAUUAGACACCUGGAAACCCAUUCUCCCCAAUUAAGGUGCCACCAACCUCCUGUGUUGGGGAUGUCCCCGGGACAAACCGGGAACUAGACAAAACCUCCAGGAGACCAUGACACAACGUCCCAAGAAUGACCUAAAAAACGUAAUUUGGGAUGUCCUGGGACAAACCGGGAGCUAGACAAAACCUCCAGGGGACCAUGACACAACAUCCUGACCACUUUAGGUGUCCGUUUCAUGAUGUUCCGGGGACAUCCUAAUGACAAGUUUUUGUUUGCAGGGUUAAUGUGAAAAGGAGGGGAUGCAGGGCUCAACGGCACAACUAGGAGCUCUUCUUUGAGUCAUAAAAGUGCAUUGAAAUUAUUUAGGAACUGUGCAAACUUUGGAGAGGUGUAUGGCCACUUGGAAACACCAGUUAGACCUCUCACUCAAACCCUUGUAAUUUUUUUGUCUUAUGUUGCACCUACCCCAAAUUUUCCACGAAUAUUCCUGUCAUGUUACUGAAUGUAUCUAGAGUAUUUUCAGAUGUUGUUAAUAACAAAUGCUGCAACAAGUAUGGUAAAUGUAAAAUGCACUUAAAAUGUCAUGAUUGGAUUCAGUCUCUUGUCAGGUCAACUGUUGUCUCCUUACCUUUAGUCUAAUCAUUUUCCCAUAAUCUCCAAACUGUUCCCUUAUAUUUGCUACCAUGGUUAUGCAUAUGCUUUCCAUAUUUCUUAUGUAAAAAAAAAUUCAAUUUAGCCCUAUCCAUAUAGGCCAAUUCCCACAAGUGUAAAGGCUUUACAAACAUUAAUCUGUAAUAAUAGUCCUUUAAUCUGUUACAUUCAUUGAUAAAAUUGACUGCUAAGAUAUUUUAAGUUAAAGAAUUCUGUGACUCUGCAAAUGGUAGUCCUUUUGAAGAUGAUUUGGUGGUCCCCAGAACAGAAAAGGUUGGAAACCGCUGAUAUACAGUACAAUACAGCACAGCUAGGGUUUACGAUUAAACUUUAAGAUCAGACUAAGGUAGACUUACCAAGUUGGUAGCACUUUAUUUUAUGCUUUGGGACAUUACUAGGUACUAGUAUUUACUAUUAUUUAAAUUCCUACGUGUUUGCAAGUACAUAGUAAAAUGGUAAUUACACAUAAAUAACCUAUGAAUUAUUUAUAUGUUUCAGUUGUGAGAGCUUUUAAUUAACUAUACAAAUGAGAGCAGCCUCAGAAGCUGAAUUAUGAAACAAAUAUGUGAAUGAGUUUUUGUCAAGCUUUGGAAAUUUGCCUGUUUGCUUAUUUGAGUGUACAGUAAUUUUGGGGCAUUAUAGAACCCUGGCUAUAGUGCAGGCUUUUUUCAUUCGUUUAGCGUUAGUUGAGGUGUUAUAAUGUCUUAUUGAGAAUGGUAUAUUCAAUUUCUCAAUGGAAGAUAAAUAAGAAAUAGAUACAUCAAUGGCUUUUUGUCAAGGUUUUGAUAGCUACUUAUUUGAUUUUAUAGUAUUUUUGGGGCAUCGUUGGACCCUUUUAGGCUGCCUUAUAAGUACAUACAUUGUGUUUUUGUAAAUAUUUGAUUUGAACAGUUAUCAAAGUUGAGAGUUUGAACAUAAAUGUUUAAAGCAUUACCUGACAGUAAUUGUAGUACCAUCAUCACAGUAAAGAUUGAGAAUAUGAGAGGGAAACAGUAGAUGUAAUUUGAUAUUUGGUGUUGAUUCACUUAAAUAGAUUUCAUUGCAGUAUUUGUAGUAUUUUGUAUGAUCUCUGAGGUAAGGGUCUCCUUUUUCUAGUAAUUGGGUAUAUUUUUGGUGACAAGGUGACAAUUCAAUCUUGUGCUAUUUUGCCUGUGAAAAAAAUUCAAUAAACAUCAUAUCCAUUUUCA